ACGAGUUUAGUUUGAUUAAACCUGAAUUAAAUGAGCUGUUCUUCCGCCAGUCAGUGAAUACAACAGAUAUAAUGUCUGUGAUCGUCUCAUGAGUAAUAACAUGUAGUCAGUGGCGUCUAUUCUACACCUGCUCAGGGUUUUCCUAUGAACGACCCAAUGCAUUUCCUCAGUUCUUCUUCCUUAGUAUCUGCAGCAGUAGCGGUGGAAUGAAUUUCAGGACAGAAGAUCCACAGACAGGAUGAUCUACAUCAUAAUGGGAGUCUCAGGCUGUGGAAAAAGCAGCUUUGGGGCUCACCUUUCAGAAAAGCUGGGCUGGACACUGCAUGAAGGGGAUGAUUUCCACCCACAGGAGAACGUUGAGAAGAUGGCUCAGGGGGAGCCGCUCACAGACGAGGUCAGUAAAGGACAGAUUUCCUUGGCUCCUGCGACUACAUGAAGUGAUUCAAACAGAAAGAUGCUCAGGCUCCGAUGCUUUAGUGACGUGCUCCGCCCUGAAGCGUCUCUACAGGCAGAUCCUGCUGCACGGCUCCAGAGCCCUCGACCAAGACAUCCUGCCUCCCGUCGCUCCUGAUGUCUUUUUCCUCUUCCUACAUGGGGACUACGGUCUCAUUCACCAGAGGAUGGUGGCCCGCAGGGGACAUUACAUGAAAGCCGACCUGCUGCGCUCCCAGUUUGAUGCUUUAGAGCCUCCGCUGGAUGAAGAGAAUGUGUUGUCUCUGGACAUCAGCAGGAGCGUUACUGAUCUAGGCGCGGAGGUCGAGCAGCACAUUAUCGGCCUCAAGUCGUCACCAGUGGUGCUGUAAUCAACACAGACAGACAGAGAGGCCGUCAUCAUCAAUCAUCAAUCAUCAUCAUCAUCGUCAUCGUCAUCAGGUGUUCUGUUGGUCGGUCAGUUCGUCUGCCACUUUGGUCCAGACUGAAACAUUUGAUCCGCUAUUGGAUGGAAUUCCAUGAAAUUCUAUACAAACAUUCAUGGUGCCAACAGGAUGAAGCGUAUUGACAAUGGUAAUUCUCAGAUGUUUCCUCUAGUGUUCCUCUUCCUCUCAACAGUUUUUCUCAACAGUUUUUAUAUCAUUUUAUAGUCUGUCAAAGCAACUUUCAUCCUCUGACAUCAAAUGCCAACCAAUCUAACAGUACAAUCUUCAGGCAGAAUAGAACAGGGUGGAAUGAUUAAAGGGGGUUAGAUUGAACAGCUUCCUGCUAGACAUCACUGUGAGGCCGGUUUGACUCUUCUCACAACAUCAUGUAGUUUCCAUAUGUACGGUCACAUCAGGUCAGAGCUUAUUGAUCCCCGUUUUAAAAAGUGACCAUUAGCACAAUGUCCUCUCUCUCUCUCUCACACACACACACACACACACACACGUCCCUCCACUCAGCACUGCAGAGCUGUUUUUGUUGGUGUGACUCAUCUUCAAACCUCAACUCGAAUAUUUUAGGAGCUUCUAAUCCAGAAAACCCCCCUUGGCUACUCUCGUAUCUCACACAUCCAGACGAACCGCCGCACAUACACACACUGCAACACACACACACACCACUGGAGAUUAAAACCCCCUCAACAGACGCACACAGGUUGUCAAGUGGAUCACACACACACAUAUCUGAUGUUGUAGUAUGCGUCUUGUGUGUCAGUUACUCCACAAGGUCUCCGAGAGCGAGGACACAAAGGCAGGAAUCGAAUAAACCGAGAGCAGUCCUCACACUACCACACACAUCUUAUUAUAAUUAUUAUAUUGUCACCAGUGAAUAUGACUUAAUACUUGUGUUGUUAGUUUUAAUGAAUUAACCACAUCACAGUUAUGUAAAGUAAAUUGUAGUAAUUAUAAACUGCACCCUUUACACAGCCAUAGAUGAGAUUUGUUUCAGAUUAAAACUAUUAUGUUUUGUAGCUUCAUAAUUCCAACCAUAUAAAUCAAAACUACUAUUACUGAAGUCCAGUGCCCCCUGGUGCUUCAAGUAAUAAAGUUCAAGCUUCAAUAGAAAAUCAUGGUCAAAUACAUAUUUAAAGUGUCUGAUUUGAGGGGUUUUCAUUGAAGGGCAUAUAAUAAUUUAUAAUAUACUAGUCAUAAUUUAUCAGUGUUUUAUAAAUGACUUUAUUUUUAUCAAUCAAGAUGGCAGACGUGUUGGUUUUCGACUCCAUUGUCUUUAGCGAGACUGUCGGGUGAUGCUGUUGAUCUUUACACCAACUCUGGAUACAACAUUAUGUUUUUAAGUGAGGAUUUCUUCCUUUUCUCUGUUUUAUAUGAAUAGAAGUGGAUCAUCAGCUGGCUGUUAGAUUAACAGUCGAGUUAUAGCCACAUGGGGAGCUGUGAUAGACAUUUUAUAGACUCAUGUUUGUUUUUUUACAGAUUAAUAAACAAUAUAAAAUCAUAAAAAACUGUACUGCACUGCAAACUGCAUAUUUGCAUGGUGAGAAAAAAUUAUUGUGUUGACAGAUUCAAAAAGAGAAGUUAAAAAAGACAACAAAGUAACAAAGUUCAACACUUUUUACUGAUUGUCUAUCAGAUCCACAGAUGGGGGGGGGGUAUGCUGCUCAGUUUAAUAAAUGAAAAAGAACCCAAAAUAAACUCAGUCCAUAUGACACACUGAACGUGAAUUUCAGCUCAGUUUAGGAAAAGAACAUUUUAACCCCAGACAUUGACACUGGUCACUGUCUAGAAAGAUGUUAGGCAAAGAGGGUUUUUAAGAAAUGACUCACCUAAGCAAAGGAAAUAAUUUUUCAUUUUUCUCAUAUCCAUUUUUCUUGCCUUGUUUUCUCCAGAGAGUGUUGAGAGGAUAAGUUGAGCAAAUCUGAGUUUCUGUGUCUGUGCCGCCUCAAGAUAAACAUUGACAUUCGAGCACAGAGUCAAGCUUUUCCAUUUUGAACACAUCUUUCAAGCUUUUGCCUUUGGAGACAAACUUGAUGAAUCGUCUGCUGCAUGUGGCCACUGCACAGCCUGUAGUGAACAAGAUAGAAGAGAAGAAAAGCAGCAACAACAGACGAUGCUCCUGGUUCAGUCUGUUGACUGAGACUGAGAGUGAAUCCUCCAUCAGCGUUCCAGGACAUCGGACUUCCUCUGGGUGUUCAAAGAUUUCAUUAGACUCUGUCCAGGUGGCAAGAUGAAAAGAGGCUUGAGCGUCAUAGUGUGUCUGCACAGAGAUUAAUAUUACAUGAACUACCUCUGAAUAUUUAUGCAACUGCUACAAGACUUAAGUGUGUGAUGAUUUAAGUAGCUGUACUGAUCUGCACCAGUGCAUGUCACUGACAGGGUUAAAGUGAUUGUAUCCUUGUUUUCACUCUAUAUAAACCUACAGUGUUGAGUCUGGAAGGACACAAAUUGUAAGUCUUAUCAUAACAACUCAAUAAAGUCUGUUGUUAUUUGUA
This is a messenger RNA of Hippoglossus stenolepis (Pacific halibut), 3361 nucleotides long. RefSeq names its product probable gluconokinase. Gene Ontology annotation, molecular function: gluconokinase activity. NCBI's taxonomy places the organism in Eukaryota, Metazoa, Chordata, Actinopteri, Pleuronectiformes, Pleuronectidae. Gene Ontology annotation, cellular component: cytoplasm. The transcript has 6 exons. Bases 324 to 803 code for a protein of 159 amino acids. The record is from RefSeq and is a predicted model, not a curated record.